Messenger RNA from Ramularia collo-cygni, 3174 nucleotides. Its product is annotated as related to sulfate/bicarbonate/oxalate exchanger SAT-1 and related transporters (SLC26 family). Gene Ontology annotation, cellular component: membrane. The transcript has a single exon. NCBI's taxonomy places the organism in Eukaryota, Fungi, Ascomycota, Dothideomycetes, Mycosphaerellales, Mycosphaerellaceae. The coding region runs from base 1 to 3174 and encodes 1057 amino acids. The record is from RefSeq and is a predicted model, not a curated record.
AUGACMUCCCGCUUCUUCAAACGCAGGAAGAUGUCCUCGUCCAGCCAGGCAGCGGACGAAGAGUCAAACACGGACGGCGCGUCGAGCGGACACCCAUCGUCCAGGAAGCGAGCCUUUUCUACAGCAUCUGGAACGGCAGGAAGCCUUCCAUCCAGAUCUUACAUGCACCAUCCAAGCCAUGCCAGUGCGGUCGAUGUCCAAUACAGCUCCUCUGGCGUCAGGCAGCAGACUGCUGAGAUCUCCUCCUCUUUCCUCAGUGACUCUGAGAUGCACGGCCAGUUUGGUCGAGAUACUAAUCAUCUCGAGGUGGCUUCGGGAUCUCAACGCAGCCACGACAUAAUCCCAGAACGUACUGAGCCAACGACGCCGGAGCCGGAAGCGUUUGCCUUUGAGCAACGUGGAUCCUCUCUGUCCGCCGUAUCUCACGCCAGUGAUGUUUUACGAGCAUACGCAGACGAUAGUUCUCCCCGGAAUUCUGGCACUGAUGCCCCCAGCCGUGGGUUUCGUGCCGCGCAAGCUGCCCUCGACGAGGAAAACAACAUGGGCGAGAGGACACCUCUACUGCCGCGGGAACGACUGCCCUCUCGUAGAAAGCAGCGUUACGAUUCCGGGCCUUCAUUCGAGGUUGAUCCACCUCGCGGCAUUUGGAACAGGCUUGGUCAUCACUAUCCUUCGAUCCGUGCAGCUAAAGGCGCCGUUCGAACACUGGUAAACCCCAAGGCGUGGGACCUCAAGCAGGUGGCUUCGACCGUGAUUGUCGCACCUGUGAAGACGCUCCCGGCCGUAUUCUUAGGUUUACUCCUUAACCUGCUGGACGCACUUUCUUACGGAAUCAUUCUAUUCCCGCUGGGAGAAGAGGUUUUCUCCGACAUGGGAGCCGAUGGUGUCUCCAUGUUCUAUGUCAGUUGCAUUGUAUCACAACUGGUGUAUUCUUCCGGCAGUAUAUUCAAAGGCGGCGUGGGGUCUGAAAUGAUCGAGGUCGUUCCAUUCUUUCACAAGAUGACCUACAUGAUCAUUGGUGUCAUGGGAACCGAGAACCCCGAUGCGCUUCGAGCGACGGUAAUAACCUCCUACGCCAUGAGCUCCAUCAUCACAGGUAUCAUCUUUUUCGGGCUUGGAGCUGCACGAUUGGGGACGCUUGUCAACUUCUUCCCCCACUCAAUCCUGGUUGGCUGCAUUGGCGGUGUGGGCAUAUUCCUACUCUUGACUGGUCUCGAGGUCUCGGUUCGCUUGGACGGCAAUCUCGAGCUCACAAAGGAAGUUCUCCUCAAGCUUGUCGCGCCCAUGAGUCUUGCUCAGUGGGUUCCUCCACUAGCAUUGGCGAUCAUACUCCUCGUGGUCAAACGCUACUACGACAGGCCUUUUUUGGUUCCGGCAUACUACAUCGGGAUCACCGCCAUCUUUUACAUCGUCACCGCUGCAGUUCCCGCCUUGAAUAUGGAAAAGCUUCGGUCGUCUGGCUGGGUGUUUGAAGCACCUUCAGCGGACAAGUCUUUCUACAACUUUUACAGCUACUACAAAUUCAGCAUCGUGGAUUGGGAGGCUGUUGCCAUGACCAUUCCAUCUCAGCUGGCCUUGACAUUCUUCGGCAUCUUGCAUGUUCCAAUCAAUAUUCCCAAUUUGGCCAUGAAGAUGCAGGAAGACAAUGUCAGCAUCAAUCGCGAACUCAUCAUGCAUGGUGUUUCGAACACGCUGUCAGGCUGUGUUGGCAGCAUUCAAAACUACCUCGUCUACGUCAACAGCGUCUUGUUCAUGGACACAGGCGGUGACAGCAGACUUGCCGGGUUCAUGCUUGCGGCAGCAACAACGGCUCUCUGGGUGGUUGGUCCUGUUGUUAUCGGGUACGUUCCAGUGAUGGUUGUCGGAACUCUCAUCUACUACCUUGGUAUCGAUCUCGCAAAGGAGGCCCUGGUGGAUACAUAUGGCAGGCUACACCGCUUGGAGUACUUCACCAUCGUGGUUAUUGCCCUCGUCAUGGGGAUUUACGACUUUGUUGUCGGCGUCGGGGUAGGCAUCGGACUCGCAUGUUUGGUGUACGUCGUCCAGACUUCUCGCAAGACUGUCAUUAGAGCACAAUUCUCUGGUGCCAUUGCCGAGUCCACCGUCAGACGACACCCCCGGCAGCGAACCUAUCUCAACCGCGUGGGUCCACAGAUUCGGGUCGUGAAGUUGGGUGGCUACCUUUUCUUCGGCAGUAUCGUCAACGUUGAGAAGACUGUGCGAGCUCUCAUCGAUGCGGAGGCUUUCGCCGCAGCGCCAAUACGCUAUCUGAUCCUCGACUUCUCGCAUGUUACAGGAAUCGACUUCUCCGCAGCUGAAGCCUUUGGAAGAAUGAACCGAGUGCUGCGAAGGAGGGAUGUAGAGAUGGUACUAGCAUCAGUCAACCUCGGCGAUGACAUUGGCAAAAGCUUGCAGAUGGACGGCUUGUUCGCUGAAAGUGAUGAGGAACCUCCGAUGCCCGCGCCAAAGGUCUAUGAGAGCUUGAAUGGCGCCUUGGAGGCUUGCGAGAAUGGUCUUCUCAUUACCUUGACAGAGAAGCAGCAGAGUCGUGCACAAGAUCAAGCAACUUCGCCAACCAUGCCAAUUCCCACCGAGCAGUCAAAGAACAUCAACAUAUCACAACUGGAUAACAUGGUCGGAUCUCCGCGUACAAACCUCCGUCACGAAGCUGCCAGCCAAACGAUUACAGAGCAAGGGCACACAGACGGAGCAAAGUGGAAGAACCUCAAACAACCACUUCCCCUAAUACUCCAGGCCUUCCAGGAUAUCACUGACAAGAACGUGGACUUCUGGUUCAAAGCAGUGCCCUUCUUCGUGAGGCGAGAGUUCAGCAAGGGACAGCUGAUCUACGCUCGCCACGACAACCCGGACGGUUUCUAUCUCCUCCAAUCUGGCAUACUCCGCGCCGAGUACGCCCUCGAGCAAGGCAACUACCAUGAAAGCAUCGUGGCUGGCACAACUUGCGGCGAGCUGCCGUUCUUCAGCGACACGGAGAGGACUUGCAGUGUUGUGGCCGAGACGGAAUGUGUCGCGUGGUUGCUCACCACUGAAAAAUGGGAGGCGCUGCAAGAGAAGGAUGUUCAGGUCGCGCAGGAGUUGUUGAAGGUUGCGAUGAAGCUGAGUGCUGAGCGUAUGAGCGCCAUCACCAGCUAUGUGCUGAUCACGGCCAGCUGA